This is a messenger RNA of Nematostella vectensis (starlet sea anemone), 4571 nucleotides long. Its product is annotated as MLX-interacting protein. The coding region runs from base 145 to 3957 and encodes 1270 amino acids. Gene Ontology annotation, cellular component: nucleus. The transcript has 19 exons. The record is from RefSeq and is a predicted model, not a curated record. Gene Ontology annotation, molecular function: RNA polymerase II cis-regulatory region sequence-specific DNA binding; protein dimerization activity; DNA-binding transcription factor activity, RNA polymerase II-specific. NCBI's taxonomy places the organism in Eukaryota, Metazoa, Cnidaria, Anthozoa, Actiniaria, Edwardsiidae. Gene Ontology annotation, biological process: regulation of transcription by RNA polymerase II.
UGUCACGUGAUUUUGUGUACCUUCUUCAAGAUGGCGGACGUGAGAUCUCACGAAUAACAUCAGACGGAUUUCAGCAAAAAAAAUCACUUGUGCGACUGAAACACAAUCUUCGAUGGAACUAAAGUAAAACGUAUUAGGUCACGUAUGACUAUGCACAGGGAAUCGAUGGAAGAGUUAGACUUAUUAAAGUCUAACUCGGCGGCAACUUCGGCGAACUUGGAAUCUGAGAGCUCGGGACAAAGCAACGAAUCCACUGUCAAAAGCGUUCUCUCGGCACUCAUAGAAGAGAACCUUUCCAAGCUGUUUGAAUGCCUUAAAGUGGAAUAUGGAAAGCAUGUUCUGGUGUCCCCAAAGUGGAAAAACUUUGGGAGUCAAAAGCUUGCAUUUUCUGAGAAGACCAGACUAAACAACGCCAUAUGGAGAUGUUGGCAUUUGCAGUUCAAGAAAGGGAAAAAGCCAUUGUUUUGCCAAUUUGUCUCGCCAUUAUCAGAGGAGCGUGAACCUCCAAAGAAUACCCAUCUAGCAGUGAUUCUUGAGGGGAGGUACUGGAGACGUAAAUUGGAUGCUGUAGCAAGAGAGUACAAGCGAUGGCGGGUUUACUACAAGAAAAAGACCCAGGAAGCUGAGGAAGCAGACCGCCAAAGAUUAAGGAGUUUGAGCAUCAGUAGUGGAGAUGAAACAGUUUCUAACCAGAGCCCAGCCAUGGCUCAGAUGAUGCAUAUCAUGGACACCCACAUCAGUACAGAUGUCAUGCUCUCUUCACAUCCUGAUACCCUGUUCACCUCAAAAAGCAAGCACCAGCUGAAGGAAGAGAGGCAGACACCAAGGGAUGUAAUGUACCAGCCAACUCUGGACAGCCUUCAGCCCAAUCUGGACGAGUUUGUGGAACAUAUUAGUAGCCUUGCAGAUCUUAUUCAGCAAGAUGAGACCUUCACAAGUUCCCCGAGAAUGGCCAGUCAGAGAUUCUCUGCAGAAGAUGUCAAUUAUCAACAACAAUCCCACCUGGAAGUGAUGGAACACUCCACUGACUACCCAACAAGCUGUCGACAAGAAUACAUGGAUACAUCUGGCUCUUACAAUGAUUACUCUGUGGAAUACCAGGAUAUGGAGCAACCGGAAAGCCUUCCCGAGGAACCUAUGCCCCAACUAGUGGAAGAAAACUCUCAAGAGAUGUACAGUCCACAACCUCAGGAGUCGUUUGAGCAGCUGACUUCACCAGUGCAAUCACCACUGGGCUCCUCUUUGCAUGGGGUACCUCCCAACUCAGUCCCGCAGUCGCCUGUGCAGCGAAGCCCAAGUGCAAUGAGCCCACCUAGUCUGGGUACCUCUCAGUACAAGGCCAGCAGUGUAACAACGCAGCACCGGCAGUCUUUCACUCCUGGCUCAUCCAUGUUAAGUCAGCAGACAGAGAAUGUGAAGAUUACGAGGAAUGUUUCAGACAGUCAGUUGUAUAAUAUGGAAAGCUAUGGGAGCCCACUGAAAGGCGUCUCUCUUCUUCCCCAGUAUGAGCCUGAAUUGCCAGCGCAGGUGCAAUUUCCCAACCUGGUUGCUCAGUUGCAAUCAAUACAAAGCAAGCGCCCAGAGGUACAGGCAAGCUCCUCCAAGGUAGCCAAGAGGGCCAGACUUCCAAGAAACAUGUCGGAUUCAAGGCUGAGCAGCAUGGGCAGAGUGUCUAGGAGCUCUUCCCUGCAUAAUCAGAGUGCAGUAGGGACAGCAAAUAUGACACCACUUGAGCAGAUCCGUGCUCAGGCCAUUGCACAAGGCACCAUGCCACAGGGUCCUACGUACCAAGUAAUGCCAAGAUUCCAAACCCCCGUGGGCCACACCAAGGUACCCAGCUACAAAAGGAAAAGCAAGAUGCCACGGAAUAUGUCAGACUCGUCACUCUUGUACAUGGGUUUACCACAGCAACAUCCGCAGCCGUCUUCAUCUUGGAUCGGACAGCGAGUGCGUAAAAUGUCUGAGCCUAGUUUAGAGGUUGCAAGCUCUAUGGCACAGCAAGCCUUCUCACAGCAGCUUGUGGCAGAGAGUCUGACGCCUACAUCAACACAACUGGUACACUCACUUGCAAGCGGGGUGCGAGAAUCACAUUCAACAUUGAUAGACCAGUUGAGUCAGAUGUCGCAGGCCUCAGCGCAAGUCCCUACUUCAGCGGGUAUUACAUCAGUUCCAGGAGUAGUAGGGGCAGGGAGCCUUCUGGGACAGUUAUUGCUACAGAAUGGGAAUCAGUCCGAAGCAGCAGCCAUGACGACUACUGUUGAUGACAGUAGCCAAGUGAUGAAGCAACUGUUACAGCUUAUUCAACGACAGCAACACCAACAACAGCAGCAGCAACAACAGCAGCAGCAGCAGUCAAGUCAAGCCAUGCAUAGCGGGGAGCUACUUGCAUUGCUUAAAGCUGUAGCUCAGGGUGACUCAUGUAGCGAUGUGGCAUCAUUGUUGCAAGCAUCUUUACAGGAAGGCAACCAGUCUCAACGACAACAACUUAGUCUACAUAAUCAGCAGAUGCAACAGCAACAGAUUCAGCAACAGCAGCAGCUGCAACAGUUGUUACAACACCAGCAAUUACAAAAACAAGCUCCUUAUGCUCAACAGUCAUCCCAGCUAGGUACAAUCCAGCAGACAGCACAAGCAUUGCAGCAGCAGUCCACCCAGUCUCACCAAAAGCAGACUCAACCACAGCAACUUAGCCCGCUACAGCCCUUUGCACCACAGACAUCUCAACCCCUGACUCAGCUGCUUCAGCAGGGUGCCCAGUCACUGCCCCAACUUGUGGCCCAGAUUUCAACAAUGCCAGUAGUUCAGAUGUCAAACCUCGGUAUCCAGACGGUAGCACCGGUGGUUAGGACCACGCCCAUAGCGAUAGCCCCUCAUCCUGGCACUGCAGUGAUGGCAGCACCCAUACAUGCAAGCUCGGUGCUGUCGACCCAGUAUUCUUUGCCGAUAAUGACAAGUGCCACUCAGGGAUCAAAGUUCGCCGUCACACCUCUUCAGCAAAUACUUAGAAGCACAUCGCCUAGUCUGGCAGCUAUGGCAUCAGAGCCAAGCCCAGCACCAGGCUAUCAGCAGUUUCAGGUAUCAAACAACGAACAGUCCUUCACAUCAUCAUUCAGUGACCCACCUGGCGAACACGAACUCUCAUUUGUGUCAUCCAAUGUGAGCACAUUUUCGGCAAGCACCACGGCACAGCCAACAACUGUGUUCCGACAACCCCUCACCACCCCUAGUGCAUCCAAGACCCAAAGAACGAAAGUAUCCGAUCGAGAGCAAUACAAGGAACAUCGACGUAUGUCCCACAUUUCUGCCGAGCAGAAGCGAAGAUGUAACAUCAAGAUGGGCUUUGACCAACUGGCAUCUAUGGUCCCUACCCUAGCCAGCCAGAAAAGCUCCAAAGUCAGCAAAGCCACCGUUCUCCAGAAAACGGUUGAUUACACGACCAGGCUGCAGCAGGAGCGGCAGAGCAUGGCGGACGAGGAAGCGCGACUGAAGAAGGAAAUACAAGAACUCAACACCUCCAUCAACACCUGUCAAUCACAGCUCCCGGCCACAGGUGCCCCGGUCAGCCGGCAGCGAGUGGAUCAGAUGCUGACGUUGUUCAGUAAUCAUGUGAAAGACAGAACGCAGGAAAACUUCAAAUUCUGGAUUUUCAGCGUGCUUCUGCGACAGUUGUUUGAGUCAUAUAAUAGCUCCGUAUCCACAACAAACCCAGAGGAGUUCUGCCGUACGGUCCUUGCUUGGCUGGACCAACACUGUACCCUACCAUCUCUGAGACCAGCCGUUCUUGCUGCGUUACGAGACAUUAGCCGGACUACAUCAAUCCUCUCGGACCCCUCCCUGGUACCAGGAGAGGCCCGCCAAGCAGCCAGUGGGAGUGACCCCACUAACCUUUCCGACAGCGGAGCUUCAGCAGGGCGCGGGGCCGUUGCGGAGAACUUCUUCGGUGGCGGAGCUGGGUAGCUCGUCUACAUAACAUGUAGAGAUAACUUGUGGAUGCUUUGUUAAUAUAUAACUCCUCCGGCCGGUCUUGAUAGUCGCGACCCAAGGAUAACUGUUAUUAACCCUACAAAUUAAGUAACUCUAUAAACACUUUAAUUUAUGUAUCUUUAUGUAUCUCGAACUUGUUUGGACGCAAAUAUGCUCGGGCCUCUAUCUUAUGUAGUAACAAAACAUAUAUUCUAAGAAUCCUUAGUAUGUUAAGAAACUGGUUUUGGGUGUUAACGUAGCGAAAAACUUUUCCAUAAUGUCCAUAUUGUCACAUUUUGGGGGAAUGAAUGAUAUUUUUUUUGUUAUUUAACAGCAAGAAUAUUGAAGUAAACUGCUAGCCUAACAUUAGUUUUUUUUUCUUGUAAAAAUGUAAAAAGCUAUAUAUAAAUAUAUAUAUUCGCGCAUAUUUUGCGCAUUUAAAGUAUAAAAGACAACCAAGAGGCUUGAAGGGUUUGAAGUUCCGUUAUUGGGACUAUUAACAUUAAAGCUAGACCAUACGAAACGAAAUGUUCGACUUUUCUGCGAGAAAGAAAGAGCUAAUAUAAACAUCUGCAGGCAAAAAUAUGAUUAAAAUCAUAAUCUUAUAA